Closterium sp. Naga37s-1 is the source of this 672-nucleotide messenger RNA. The record is from the annotation of a GenBank genome assembly. NCBI's taxonomy places the organism in Eukaryota, Viridiplantae, Streptophyta, Zygnematophyceae, Desmidiales, Closteriaceae.
AUGGAGGUAGACGCGCCUUCGCAGAACCCAGCGAAAACGGCGGCAACGCCGACAAAUGCGCCGGCGGCCGGGAAACUGCCGGCGAAGCCGAAAUUCUCGGCGCUAACGGCGGCGGAAAUGGGGGGAAGCAAGUUCGAGUUCCGCAAGAUUCCCGUGCCGCCCCAUCGGUACACGCCGCUCAAGGAACGGUGGAUGGACAUAUACACUCCGGUGUUUGAACAAAUGAAGAUCGACAUUCGCAUGAACCUCAAGGCGCGCAAGGUGGAGCUGAAGACGCGGAGGGACACGGCGGACCCGUCGGCGCUGCAGAAGUGCGCCGAUUUCGUGACGGCGUACAUGAUGGGAUUCAGCCUCACAGACGCCAUCGCCAUGCUGCGAAUCGAUGACCUCUAUAUCGAAUCAUUCGAGAUCAAGGAUGUGAAAACGCUAAGAGGGGAGCACUUAUCUAGAGCCAUCGGACGACUGUCGGGUAAAAACGGCAAGACCAAGUUCACGAUUGAGAAUGCCACGCGGACACGUAUCGUUAUUGCUGAUUCCAAGAUCCAUGUCCUUGGGGCGUAUGCAAACAUCCGUGUGGCACGAGACGCACUCUGCUCGCUCAUUCUCGGGUCGCCAGCUGGCAAGGUGUACUCGAAGCUGAGAACAGUCGCGGCGAGGCUCUCGGAGAGAUGA